AUGAGUAAUAGCAAUGAGGUCAAACGCAUCCAAGAUGAGCACCCAGGCGAAGCGUGCAUUAUCGAGGAUCAGAUCCUCGGCAAGACACUUGUGACCAGGACAUUGGGUGAUUGGGACCAGAAGUGGCCGAAAGGGAUGGUGGGACGGCUCUAUCCCUUCCUUCCCUUUGUUAGCAACAAAGUGCCACUGAUUCGAAAGCGACUCCUCACGAACAGCAUCUCUCCUCCUUAUCAGACGGCCCGCGCAGAUGUCACACAUGAGAAACUGUCCGGAGGUCGAGUAAUCGUGAUCGUUGCGAGCGAUGGGCUGCCGGACAACUCCGCUCGUUUGACUCUCGAUCAACAUCCGGAUGUGGAGAAGCGGAAGCAAGACAUGAUCCAAAGCUGGGUACGGUCUGCCAGCAGGAAACCGCUCGAAGGGCUAGAGGCUGAGCGAAUCAUGCGCGAUGUUUUAGGUGGCACGGACGAAAGGAAAGUAUUGAUGAACAUAACCGAUUGGUUCCAACUCUCGAUAUGGGACGAUCUGACCCUGAUAGUGAUCGACUUGUCUUUCCCCGAAGAAAGAAGCGACUGAGAUCGUUUGAGUAUCUCUGGGACAAGAGACACGAAAUCAUUGGGAAAUUGCCAGCCCUUGCUCCCGGUUCUCCAGGACGACUUGGCGACGAACUACGAAGAUGCACAUGGAAUCGGAAAACAUCUUCAGCUACACUGGGUGUAGCAGGGAUCCGAGACAUCACAGGAAACAUCACAAGAGACGGCGUGUUCCUGCCUACAUGCAACUUUUCACAUAUUCGCUGGCGGCUGGCGACCCAGUGUAUACAUAGAUGAUUGUAGAUG
Dacryopinax primogenitus is the source of this 836-nucleotide messenger RNA. RefSeq lists its product as uncharacterized. The record is from RefSeq and is a predicted model, not a curated record. Lineage: Eukaryota; Fungi; Basidiomycota; Dacrymycetes; Dacrymycetales; Dacrymycetaceae. The transcript has 2 exons. The coding region runs from base 1 to 573 and encodes 190 amino acids.